ACUCAAACCAAAAUUUUCAGUGAUAAGGGAGCUUCAUCUUUCAAUAAAGAAGCGAAUCUCCAGCUCCAACGGAAGAAAAACUUGCACAAAAGCAAAUUUUCUUUUCAGUUAAAAGCAAAAAUAAGAGUAUGCAGAAGAAACUAGAUAAAUUCUGUUUUCUUUUGAUAUAGAAAAGACAAAGACAAUCACAUUUUCCUCAAAGCGUAGAAUCAAAGCAAACCAAUUGGAAAAAAAAAAUCCAUAAUCCCACUAAUUUUUUCAUAUAAUAAAGCAACACCAUAAUUAAACAUUCAUGUAAACAAAGAGAGGAUGCAGAGAGGAAAAGAUGAUGACAAGAGAGGUUUUUGUCGUCGGCUUUUAAGGUUGGUGGUUGUUAAACUCAUGGCGGGUCACAAGGAAGAUAGGUCCGUCACGAAGAAACUGAUCAAGAAAGAAUCAAAAUCAGAUAUCACAAUUUAUUUCAAGCAAAGAGAAGACUCCGAGGAUAACGCUAAUAACCCCAUCAAUAUCUCAAGAAGCUCGGAGAAAGAGAGGGUGAUCAUGCUGGUUAAUGGUAGUAAUGGCUCAAAGAAGAACUUGGCGAGUGAGCUCAGCGUUAGGCGAUCAGUAGCUCAAACUGGAGCUGAGAUGAUGAUGGAGAUGGAGAAAGAGACAAGUGGACGACAAGAAGAAGAACACAAUCCCUUCUGCGAUGCAUUUUGCAAACCCUUUGAAGGACUCUAUCAACAAUGCAUGGCCGUUUGCCCUCGCACCAAGUCCAUAGGAGGAGAUGGGGUUGCUAACGGGGAGUUGCAGGCAAACGAGGAAGUCUGCGAGACAUCGUGCAGUAUUCUUCAAGAGGAACCGCUCACUAUAAGGUGCAUGAGGAUUUGCCACGAGAGAAUUCCCGGAGCUGUUGCGUCUUCUACUUAAUGUUUAAAAUCUCUUCCGAGGAGAUUUCUAUGAAAUAAGUGUUAUGUUGGUGUAAGAAUCAAAACUGAAAUACUAU
Molecule: messenger RNA, 988 nt
Organism: Arabidopsis arenosa
Lineage: Eukaryota; Viridiplantae; Streptophyta; Magnoliopsida; Brassicales; Brassicaceae
Source: the annotation of a GenBank genome assembly